AUGACUGUGGCAUACACAUUACAAGUGUCGCAUGCGAACUUUGAAAGCUUCUUUCGGGUUCUGAUGAGAUGGCGGGGAAGUGUGUGGAAGGCCGUUCUACCUCAGCUCGCCAUCUGGACCACGGCGUACAUGUCAAUUAGCAUGGUCUAUCGAUACGCGUUGAAUCGGGAGCAACAAGAGUGAGUUUCAUGCUUGAACAGUUGGUUUUUUUAUCUCUUUCUAUUAGGUCGUCCAGAAACUGUGUUCGUUUUUUUCAUUGCUAUGUUUUACGAGGACUGUUUGUUGUUUGGCAAAGGAUAUAUAUUUGCUUGAUACAGUCAGUUUUGUAGAGGAGAAAAAACCGUCUCAAAUAUAUACCAUUUGCCAAACAACAAACAAUCCUUGAAAAACAAAGCAUUGAAAAACGAACAAACUUUCUGGACGACCUAAUACUUUACAUAUUUGCAUUUUUCUUCAGGACGUUUGAAGCGUUAGUGAAGUACUUUGAUCAUGACCUCAGUAAGUACGUUCCUCUCAGUUUUCUCCUCGGUUUCUUCGUCUCGCAGGUGGUUGGGCGAUGGAAUCACAUCACAGAAGGGAUAGGAUGGAUUGACAAGUAAGAUACAGACAUUUCUGGGCGUUAUCAUAUUUACAGCAGCUGAAAACAACACUUAUUUACUAUUUACCCAUCUCCUUUCAGCUCUGCAAUCAACUUUGCCAACUUUAUUCACGGAAAGGACGAGGACACUCGGCUUCAACGGAGGUCCUUGGUCCGAUACAUGGUUCUGAAUCAAGCACUGGUUUUGCGCGACAUCAGCAUGCAAGUGCGGAAGCGAUUCCCCACGUUGGAGUCGCUGAUAGCCGCUGGCCUUCUAACAUCGGCCGAAAAGGACGAAUUGGAGCGGGAAGAGGAUAUCUACACGAGAUAUUGGAUGCCGCUGCAUUGGUGUUACUGUGUUUUGGAGAGGGCGAGGAGUGAGAACAAGAUUGUCAGUGAUCACAUCCUGGUGUUUAUCGUGGAGGUGAGAUGCUUUUCUUCAAUUUUUCCGCUUCUCCGAGCCAAAUUUUCCGUUUCUCAGAGCAAAGUCGAAAUUUUGUAGGAUAUUCAACAUUUCCGCGAGGGUCUCAGCAAGUUGCUCAAGUUUGAUUGGAUCCCCAUUCCACUGGUGUAUCCGCAAGUCGUGUUCUUGGCGGUCCGCAUCUACUUUGCCAUCUGCUUGCUCAGUCGACAAAAUAUCAAGGGAAAAGAAAGUGUAGGUGUCGGGAAACGAUGUUGCUCAUGUUUUUAUGACCUGCACAAUAGAACCCGAGUUGGACGAUUGGGGAAACCGAAAAGUAUUAUUUUUCUUCGAUGCAAGUGUCGAAAUUAGGAUAGUUGAGGGUGCUGAUUUCGAAAAUGACAUUAAUUUUCUUGAUUAUUUCUUUUUUCCUUAAGUAGUACUGUAAAGUAGUAAUUUUUUGAAUUUUUUUCAUAAAUACUUGAUUUAGGGGUUUUCGAGGGUGCUGAUUUCGAAAAUCGUAUUCAUUUUUUCUGGUUGUUACUUUUUUCUUAAGUUGUAUUGUUAAGUAGUAAUUUUUUGAAAAUUUUCGAAAAAUAUCGGAUUUAUGCGUUUUCGAAGGUGCUGACACCUCGUACUACAUAGUAUCAGAUAGUACUAUUUAAUACUAGAGGAAAAUUUAACAUGAUUUUCGAAAUCAGCACCCUCGAAAACCGCUAAAUCCGGUAUGUUUGGAAACUUUCAAAAAAUUACUACUUAACAGUACUGCUUAAGAAAAAAGUAACAACCAGAAAAAAACGAAUAUGAUUUUUGAAAUCAGCACCCUCGAACACCCCUAAAUCGAGUAUUUAUGAAGAAAAUUCAAAAAAUUAGUGCUUUACAGUACUACUUAAGGAAAAAAGUAAUAAUCAAGAAAAUGAAUGUCAUUUUCGAAAUCGGAACCCUCGACUAUCCUAAUUUCGAUAUUUGCAUCAAAGAAAAAUAAUAAAAAUAAUACUUUUCGGUUUCCCCAAUCGUCUUUUCCCCCAAUCGUCCCAGUUCCCAACAGAACUGACCAUUUUUUGAUUUGUUUCCAAAACCUUGCAGGAUCGUUGUAUGUCUAUUUCAGAUCGACAUUUACAUUCCGCUCAAAACAAUGAUCGAGUUCUUUAUUUACAUGGGCUGGAUGAAAGUGGCCGAAGCGUUGCUCAAUCCCCUCGGAGAAGAUGACGAUGACCUCGAGGUGAACUCAAUGCUGGACAAGAACCUCAUUAGUGGAAUGCAGUUGGUCGACAAGGGACAGCGAUUCCCUCCGCCGUUGGUCAAGGACAAGUACUGGUCUCAUGAUCGGAUAGAUCCUCUGUAUUCGCUGUCAGCCGCAAAGAGAAGUGUCCAUCCCUUGACCGGAUCGGCAUCGAAUGUGAAGUGAGUUGGAAGAGUUGAGGUUUACAGGGGAAGAAGUCCAAGUUCGACAUCUAGAUUUUGAUGAAACUUGGCACAAAUUUAGCAUAAUUUUUUCUAAACUAUUUGCGAAACUCUUAGAUCAUGCUUUGCAGAAACAACCGAGAUUUUUAGAUCGAAAGUUGGCAAAAUUUUGACACCCUUUGGGGAAUUUCGGCACGAAAAGUUUCGCACCUUUUUCUACCGUAACGGCUAAUGUUUCCACAAAAAUGAAUUUUUCCUUACGAAACUAGCAACGCUAUGGCCAAAAAUUGUUAUCUCUCUGACCGCUCUCCGCGUUUAGCCUACUCUCUCGGCGUAGAAGGCCAUUCAAUAUCUCGGCGGAGCCUCCAAAGCGCGAGCUAAAACUUUCCGGAACUGAUCUCUGGUCUAUGCCCCAGAGAUCAGUUCCAGGGUGUGCAAAAUUUAAAGAAAAUCUGAGCGUCGCACUUGGGGUACUUCCCUUGUAAACAUUAAACCCAUUUUCUUUCAGUUUGGUAAAAGACGUCCAGAAUAUCACGAUGAUUCCUCACAAGAGCCGUCUCGGGCAAAUGGACGAGCAUACCAGGCAGAAACAUAUAAAAGUGGUCAGCGUUGAGGAGCACAACCAACAAUUCAAGCAACGAGAACAGAUGAGAAAAGUGACCGAUCCCGACGACGCUUUGGCACAGAUGAGGAGGCGAUCCAGGUUGGCGUUUAACGCAUCCUCCGCCCCUUUUUCUACAGGGUGUUUCAAAAAUUUUAGACAAAUUUUUUGCUUAUAUCUUUGUGAUCAUUGCAGCUGUCCAAGAAGUUUAAGUUGUCUUUAAAAUUUGAAGUGGCAAAAAAGUCUUUGCCGAGCCUUCGCCAAUGUGCGCCAAGCUACCGAGACUAUGCAGAUGAUGAGGCAAGCCUAAUUUCAUUCGUAGUAGGGAAGUCUGGGCUUUGUAUCGAGGUGGAAUUUUCAAAACAGAUAGCAAUUGUCUUCGCCGAAAAAUGGUCUCUCCGCCGAGACAAGAAAAAAUUCUUUUGAUUAUUCUAAAAAUGCACGACUUCAAAUUUUAAAUACAACUUAAACCUCUUGGAUAACUGCAAAGAGCACAAAGAUAUGAGCAAAAAAAUUGUCCGAAAUUUCAUGAAACACCCUGUAUUGUCCUCAAAUGUCUAUUCCGCCUCAUUUUCUAUCAUGUGCAAUAUGCGCUUGCGAAUUCUCCGGCUCAUAUCGCUUCGUACGCAAAUGAGGCAAUCGCUGUCUGAUAACUAACAAAUCCGUUGUGCUGGUCGUCGUAUUCCGCUUGGUUUUAUUUCCAGAGCGAUGGACAUUUUCGAGCAGCACACCCUCGACAUUGCCGUGACCGCACGCAGCCUGCCCGCUCCCAACGAACUCAACGGUAGGUCGCGUGCCUGGUCCACCGGCGGUAAGUUGCACGUGUGUUCUGAGUUUUGUUCGCGUUUCGCCGCGAGGUGACGUGGUUUUGUCGAGGAAUGGACCAGUUGAUGUUGACCAUGAUGACGAAUGCUAACAUGUGAUAACAGAAAGGAAGGAGUGGGGAUAAACAUUUUCCGAAUGGAUUCAAAACGUAGUCUAGAAGGUUGCAAUUGCAGUAACAUAAAGCACUUUGGCUAUGAUGACCAGAUUCUAUCUCAAAACAUUUUUUUUGCAAAAAAAGCUUUCGAAUUUUCGCGUUGAUUCAUCUCACAGGGGAAGUACCUCAAGUGCGACGCUCAGAUUCUGAUGAAACUUGGCACAAAUUUAGAAUAAUUUUUUAUAGGUUAUAUGCGAGAAUCCUAGCACGCGCUCUGCAGAAACAUCCGAGAUUUUUAGAUCGAAAGUCGGCAAAAAAUUUACAUUUUUUGCCGAAUUUUGGCAUGAAAAGUUUUAUACCUAAUUUUACCGAUGAGAAUAAUGUUUCCAAAAAAAUAAAAAAUUUUUAUCCGAAAUUGGCAACAUUACGACCAAAAAGCCUUUUUUUCUCUAACCGCUCUCCACGUUUAGUGUACUCUCUCAGCCACAAAAAUCGUUCAAUAUCUCGGGUGCGCUUGCAAAGCGCGAGCUAACACUUUCAGAAACUGAUAUCUAGCCUAUGUCCGAUGCGUGUGCAAAAUUUGAAGAAAAUCUGAGCGUCGCACUUGCGGUACUUCCCUUGUAAAAAUCAGCGAAAAAAUCGUUCUCUUGAUGAUCCUCAGCUAACCCUUGUCUAACACUGGUUGCAGUAACUCUCCUAACACCGUACACUUUGCAUUUCUCUCCUUUUCGCUUGCCGUUCCUCCUUUUCUCUGCACGUUCUCCCAAUCGAAAUCCGCUGUUUGCAGGGCUCCGACCGCCAACGACGCGCAACAACGGGACCGCGAUGCCAAGGUUGAAUCUGGAGAGCCAGGCGUGA
This is a messenger RNA of Bursaphelenchus xylophilus (pine wood nematode), 4759 nucleotides long. Lineage: Eukaryota; Metazoa; Nematoda; Chromadorea; Rhabditida; Aphelenchoididae. The record is from the annotation of a GenBank genome assembly.